AUUCUGCUAGGUAUCAUCUCUCCCCGGUUGAUACCAGUCUUUCCCUCGUUGGCGAGCGGACGUCCCUUUCUCCGUCGUCCGCCACCAUAAAACGUAUGUACAUUGGCAGCGCCGCCCAAUAUGGCUAUCUUGAAACCUUUCCAACUUUUAGAAAUAAACAUCAUUUCUGCCCAAGAUUUGGAGCAUGUGUCGAGGAAAAUGAAAACAUAUACCAAAGCAUGGGUGCAUUCGGAUCGAAAACUUUCUUCGAGUGUUGAUGCCAAAGGCCAUGUCAAUCCUACAUGGAAUGACAAAUUUGUUUUUAGGGUCGAUGAAGAAUUUCUUCGACGAGAUACAUCUGCAGUUAUGAUUGAAAUUUACGCGGUGAAUUGGUUCCGGGAUACCCUUGUUGGCACCGUGCGUGUCCUCGUCGGAAACCUCAUCCCGCCGCCGCCUUUGAGGAAACGCCACCAUUUUGGAAUGCGUUUUGUUGCACUUCAGGUUCGUCGUCCAUCAGGGCGUCCGCAGGGAAUAUUGAACAUUGGCGUGGCCCUUCUCGACAGCUCCAUGCGAAGCAUGCCACUGUACAGACAACUCAGUGCUUCGGCAGUUGGAAUUCGAGAUCUAAUGGAGGAUUCAAAUCUUCAUAAUUCAAACAACAAUCAGCCUCCAAAUUUGAAACCCAUUUUUCAGCGUUCGAAAAGUGAACGCAGCGAGCGCUUUACUUUUGAUAGUUUUUCUAUGGCUAACAGUUCAUUAGUUGCUAUCCCGGGACAGAGAGACAAUGGGAGUUGCAUUUUGAGUUUUUCAGAAAUUGAGGAUCCAGUUGAAGGCACGAAGAAGAAGGGGAAAGCGAGUUCGGUUAUCAAUGGCGCGGAAUUGGUAGGGAAAACUAGGCAGAAAGGGAAGAAAGGAAAGGCAAGCUCUGUUGUAAGUGAUUCGAUUUUUAGCAAAAAAUCUUCUGUUUAUGUUAAGAAUGUGAAUCAAGAUUUGACAACAAAAUACCAGAGAAAUAAGGAUGAAAUUGAGAAGAAUAAUGGCACACAAGGUGAAGAACAUAAGGUGUUUGAUAAGGUGCAUGUGAGAGAUGGUAAGAAAAUUGGGGAUGAAAAACCUCCAAUCCCGAUACCCAAUGGAUAUGGCUAUGGUCAAGCAAAAGGGUCGUUGCCAAGUGGCAAGUUUGUGCCGUUCAAACCAAGUUCAACUUUGUCCAUCUCCGAAGUUGGGCCGUCUCCUUCUGAGGUGGCGGCAGCAUUGGCUGCCCGGGAAAGGAAAUAUCCUUUGGAUGAUUACGAAAGCUCGGUUUUGAGUGGCUGGAGCUUGGAUGAUAGCAUUGAAGGGCCAAUGUCAAAACUUGAGAGGUGGCGGAAGGAGCUGCCUCCAAUUUACGACCGUGGCUUUUCGACGAGUAGCUUCUCAUCGACCAGCCAACAACGUGUUCGACGGCGCAAUGAUAGAGGUGGAAAUGGCUUAUUCUCGUGCUUUGGAGUCAUAUGUGGAUACGAGUGCCAGUGCGUUUGCGGGCAGCCUCCCGGAAGAAAGAGCAGUCACAGCACCAAACACUACAGCCCAUCACUUUCAUACCUUUGAGGCAGAUUAUCGUAGUCGUUUUUCUUGGCGAAGAUGAAUUUUUUGGCGAAGUGGAUUCUAUGGUCCUUGACAGUAAUAAGCAAGCAAAACAUUAAAAAAAUUAAAAAAUUAAAAAAAUAAAAUUGAAAUCUUGUUUACUCCAGUAUCAAGUUCAAUUCACUACGUACAGUGGAGGAUUGUCCAUUGAAGCAUUGAGGUGGUGCAAGUUCAAGGAGAAGUUCAUGAUGAGCCUAUUCAAUCUUCCAUUAACUGGUUAUCUAUUUUUCACCAUUUUCCUGUAAUUAUGUAUCUGUUUAGUUUUGUCUAUCAAAGAAAAGUUCCAAAACAAUUCUAAUCAAUCUAUAAUAAGUUCCUGAAUUCUUUUGUUUUUUUUUA
This is a messenger RNA of Olea europaea var. sylvestris, 1944 nucleotides long. RefSeq lists its product as uncharacterized. Bases 121 to 1569 code for a protein of 482 amino acids. The transcript is spliced from 2 exons. Gene Ontology annotation, biological process: defense response. The record is from RefSeq and is a predicted model, not a curated record. NCBI's taxonomy places the organism in Eukaryota, Viridiplantae, Streptophyta, Magnoliopsida, Lamiales, Oleaceae.